Messenger RNA from Talpa occidentalis (Iberian mole), 5089 nucleotides. It is a transcript of the gene PRDM1, whose product is annotated as PR/SET domain 1. The record is from RefSeq and is a predicted model, not a curated record. Gene Ontology annotation, molecular function: DNA-binding transcription repressor activity, RNA polymerase II-specific; histone deacetylase binding; RNA polymerase II cis-regulatory region sequence-specific DNA binding. NCBI's taxonomy places the organism in Eukaryota, Metazoa, Chordata, Mammalia, Eulipotyphla, Talpidae. Gene Ontology annotation, cellular component: nucleus; cytoplasm. Gene Ontology annotation, biological process: cell fate commitment; regulation of transcription by RNA polymerase II. The transcript is spliced from 7 exons. Bases 296 to 2659 code for a protein of 787 amino acids.
GUUCAGUCUUCCCCAUUUGGAAAAGGCAGGCUGGGUUCCGCUCCUGCACCACACGCGCUUUCCAUUUUUAGCUUCAUUCAGAGGCAGACAGAGCUCCUUCCUCUUCCUUUCCUUGUUUGUGACACUUUUCUGAGGCAGCUUUUCCACAGCGCUGAGGGUCUGGCAGCCAUGACCCCAGGCGCUCUGGGAUAUAGGACUGAGCGCCCACAACAUUUUUCUGCGGUGAGAGGCUGCCCCGAAGUAUAGCUCCAGCGCUGUGAGGUUUGAAAGGUUGGCACAGGGGAUUGAGGGGACCAUGAAAAUGGACAUGGAGGACGCGGAUAUGACUCUGUGGACAGAGGCUGAGUUUGAAGAGAAGUGCACAUACAUUGUGAAUGACCACCCCUGGGAUUCUGGUGCCGAUGGAGGGACUUCAGUUCAGGCAGAGGCAUCCUUACCAAGGAAUCUGCUUUUCAAAUAUAGCACAAACAGCAAAGAGGUUAUUGGAGUGGUGAGUAAAGAAUACAUACCAAAGGGAACACGUUUUGGACCUCUAAUAGGUGAAAUCUACACCAGUGAUACAGUUCCCAAGAAUGCCAACAGGAAAUACUUUUGGCGGAUCUAUUCCAGGGGGGAACUUCAACACUUCAUCGAUGGCUUUAAUGAGGAGAAAAGCAACUGGAUGCGCUAUGUGAAUCCUGCACACUCUGCCCGGGAGCAAAACCUGGCUGCGUGUCAGAACGGGAUGAACAUCUACUUCUACACCAUUAAGCCCAUCCCUGCCAACCAGGAGCUUCUUGUGUGGUAUUGCCGGGACUUUGCAGAAAGGCUUCACUACCCCUGUUCCGGAGAGCUGACAAUGAUGAAUCUCACACAAACACAGAGUAAUCCAAAGCAGCAGAGCAUUGAGAAAAACGAACUUUGUCCAAAGACCAUCCCAAAGAGAGAGCACAGUGUGAAAGAAAUCCUAAAGGACUCCCACCCCUCCAAAGAAAAGGACUUCUACCGUUCGAACAUUUCACCUAUCACUUCAGAAAAGGACAUAGAUGACUUCAGGAAAAAUGGGAGCCCCGAAAUGCCCUUCUAUCCCCGGGUUGUUUACCCCAUCCGGGCCCCGCUUCCGGAAGACUUUUUGAAAGCUUCCCUGGCCUAUAGGAUAGAGAGGCCGACUUACAUGACUCACUCCCCCAUUCCAUCCUCCACAACACCAAGCCCCUCGGCAAGAAGCAGCCCAGACCAAAGCCUCAAAAGCUCCAGUCCUCACAGCAGCCCGGGGAACACCGUGUCACCUCUGGCUCCUGGCUCUCAAGACCACCGGGACUCUUACGCCUACUUGAACGGGCCCUACGGCACUGAAGGUUUGGGCUCUUACCCCGGCUACGCGCCUUCCCACCACCUCCCCCCAGCCUUCAUCCCCUCUUACAACGCUCACUACCCCAAGUUCCUUCUGCCCCCCUAUGGCAUGAACUGUAACAGCCUCAGCUCCGUGGGCAACAUCAACGGCAUCAACAACUUUGGCCUUUUUCCCAGGUUGUACCCUGUGUACAGUAACCUCCUGGGUGGGGGCAACCUGCCUCACCCCAUGCUCAACCCGGCCUCUCUCCCGAGCUCCCUGCCCUCUGAUGGAGCCCGGAGGUUGCUUCAGCCUGAACAUCCCAGAGAGGUGCUUGUCCCCGCACCCCAUAGUGCCUUCUCCCUCACCGGGGCUGCAGCUAGCAUGAAGGACAAGGUGUGCAGCCCCACGAGCGGGUCUCCGACUGCGGGCACAGCCGCCACGUCAGAACACGUGGUGCAACCCAAAGCUACCUCAGCAUCGAUGGCAGCCCCCAGCAGCGACGAAGCCAUGAAUCUCAUUAAAAACAAAAGAAACAUGACUGGCUACAAGACACUUCCCUACCCCCUGAAGAAGCAGAAUGGCAAGAUUAAGUAUGAAUGCAACGUUUGCGCCAAGACUUUUGGCCAGCUCUCGAAUCUGAAGGUCCACCUCAGAGUGCACAGUGGAGAACGGCCUUUCAAAUGUCAGACCUGCAACAAGGGCUUCACUCAGCUUGCCCACCUGCAGAAACACUACCUGGUACACACGGGAGAAAAGCCACAUGAAUGCCAGGUUUGCCACAAGCGAUUUAGCAGCACCAGCAAUCUCAAGACCCAUCUGCGACUCCACUCCGGAGAGAAGCCUUACCAGUGCAAGGUGUGCCCCGCCAAGUUCACCCAGUUUGUGCACCUGAAACUCCACAAGCGCCUACAUACCCGGGAGCGGCCCCACAAGUGCGCCCAUUGCCACAAGAGCUACAUCCAUCUCUGCAGCCUCAAAGUCCACCUGAAGGGGAACUGCCCCGUGGCCCCGGCCACCGGGCUGCCUCUGGAGGACCUGACCCGGAUCAACGAGGAAAUCGAGAAGUUUGACAUCAGCGACAAUGCUGACCGGCUGGAGGACAUGGAGGACAACAUCGAUGUGAUCUCUGUGGUGGAGAAAGAAAUUCUGGCUGUGGUCAGAAAAGAGAAAGAAGAAACUGGCCUGAAAGUGUCUUUGCAAAGAAACAUGGGGAAUGGACUCCUCUCAGGGUGUAGCCUUUAUGAGUCAUCAGACCCGUCCCUCAUCAAGUUGCCUCACAGCAACCCACUACCUCUGGUACCUGUAAAGGUCAAACAAGAAACAGUAGAACCAAUGGAUCCUUAAGAUUUUCAGAAAAUAAAGUGUUUGUUUUGUUUCUUAACUUAUGACUUGGCAAGGCAGGGGGCCUCUACCAAAUUGUUUGUACAUACUUCCUGUGCUGCAGAGAUCACCUGCCAGCAAAUGGCUUCCCUUCACUUCUCUGGAAUUAAAGAAGGAACUCCAAAGUUACUGAAAUCUCAGGGCAUAAAUGAGGCAAAGACAAUAUAAAUAUAUAUACAUACUAUAUAUACUUAUUUACACCCCAUGUAUAUAUUUGAACCUGUGUAUUUUGAAUAUUUGUGUGGAUAUGUUUGCAUAGCCUUCCUUUUACUAAGACUAUUUGCCUAGCCAUAAUUAUUUUUUCAAUGAUAAUCCUUCAUAAUUUAUUAUACAAUUUAUCAUUCAAAAAGCAAUAAUUAAAAAAGUUUACAAUGACUGGAAAAAAUUCUUCUAAUUUGAGUUUAAAUGUUAUAUUUUUGUCUUGUAGCCAUUCUUUGUAGAUAAUUUCUGCACAUCUGUAUAAGUACCUAAAAUUUACUAAGAUUUAGUGAGUAAAUAUAUUAUUUCAGUCGACCUCCCUCUAUAAUAAUGGUUUGAAGAUGAGGUUUUGAUAUUGCCAAAGUCAGACAGUUGAUGUGUUAAUUCAUAGGAUCAUAUCAGUAUCAUUUGGACGGCAUUGGCGUUGUAUGACUUGGGGGUAUGUGUGCAGAAUUACCCAAUAAUAACUUCAGUAGGAGAAACAAAAAAGGGAAUCUUGUCUGUUUCUGUAGAUCAGAUUUCCCCCCAGCUACCGAUUUACCAGAAAGGAGACAAGACUUUGCCAACUUUUCUCCUUCUCCAAAAAACAGGGUCACCCACAAAAGUCAUGUCACCAUUCAGAGUGGCCACAUGGCUUUUGUUUCCCAAUGUAUUAUCUGAAAAUGUGAAGAAGACAAAAUUCCAUGUUUAAAACCACUGCGAAAGGUUCCCCAUAGCAUAGGUGGUUUUGUGUGUGUGAGGAUUGGGGGCUUGAGUUUGGGUGUUGUUUUUGUUGUUGGUUUUGUUGUUGUUGUUGUUGUUAUGUAAAAGUUGCACAAACAUGGUGCUCUACCAGGAAGGAUUUGAGGUAGAUUAAGGCUCAGGCCACACUUUAAAAACUGAAAAACGGGUAUACUCAUUGUUAAAGCGGGUGAUGAACAUUCCUGUCCCCAAAACAUCAAUUGUAUUUUUUCUGUAAAACUCAGAUUUUCCUCAGUAUUUGUGUUUUUACAUUUUUUUGGUUAAUUUAAUUAAAGAUGAAUGGGCAUUGCAAAGUUUGUUCAACAACAAUUACCUCAUUGAGUGUGUCCAGUAGUGCAGAAAAUGAUGUUUUAUCUAGUGAUUUGCUACUCUAGAAAAGAAACUAAGUAUGCUCCAGAAAGAUAGGAUGUGUGCCAUUCUAUCUUUUACUCUGCUAAGCCCAAAGAUUACAUGUAGGCAUUCAAGGUGUAGCAAAGAAUGAUGUAUAUUUAUAAAUCUAUUUAUACCACUAUACCAUGUGUAUAUAUAAUAUAUUUAUAACCACUUAAAUUGUGAGCCAAACCAUGUAAAGGAACCUACAUUUUCUAAGGCACAAGAUUCAUAAAUCAAACCCUUUCUGAGACUUUGCUUAACACUUGCUGACCUCACAAUCACAUUGGUGAGCUGGGGCACCCCUUUGCUGUUACAUCAGAACCUGAAAUCUUGGUGCAAAGGUGGACACUGCAUAACAAUCAAGGAGAAAAGAGAUACAUUGUUUUUUACCAUUGAGACAAGCUAAGAUGACUCUUUGUUUUGUCCCAUUAUGAUUAUUGGUCACACACAAGUCACAGAAAUAAAAAUCCCAUCAUUGCUCCUUUGACCACCACUAACUGUUCUCUCUUCCUCUCCCUCGUAAGUAAAUGACCUAUCACUAAUCAGUCUGGAUUAUAUGUUCACCAUUUUGCUCAUGGCAGCUAAAGUCAACCUGCAGAAAAGAACAACAAAUUUAGAAUAAUCCAGGGAUACCCAAGAGCCUUAAUGAUCUGUUCCUAUAAGCAGCAAAACUGACAUUUCUUUUGCAUCCGUGUUCAAUAAAUAAGCAUGGUCCUUAAUUGUAGCAAACUAAAGCAUCACACUCUGACACUGACAGGGUGUACAUUCUGUACCCAGCCACUUUUUUGUUCUUUUUUCUUUAAUGCUUUCUUACAUUGGAAUAUUUUUACAAGGAUCUGCUAAUGGCUUGACUUUUUGCUACUCUGUACUGUCUGACUUUCCUUCUUAGGCCUCUUACAUGUGAAUUUUGAGCCCACAAUCAACAGUGGUUUUAUUUUUUUUUCCUUCUACUCGAUGUUAAAACUGACCAAAGUUAAUGGCUUUUUACUUUGCUAGAACAACAAACUCUUAUGUUUACGUACUGGUUUACAUUGUUAUUUAUGUGCAAGUUGUCAAAAUGUAAAUUAAAUAUAAAUGUUCAUG